AGAAGCUCAAGUUGCAGCAAAAAGCUCAGAUUGAUGUGAAAAACAAGUUUGAAGGCGUUUGGAGGCUGUCCAAUCUCGGCGUCUCGGUUCAUACAGAUCCUGGCAAAGAUUUCCUCGACGUUUCCGAUGCUUUGCUUCAAGAAAUCGCUAAAGUUCUUGACUUUCCGGUCGCUUCCAUGUUGCCGCCAGAAGCAUUUACUGUUGUUAGAAAAUCUUUUGAUGCCCGCAAGUGGACCUGCGGGCUUGUUUGCUUCCCUGGUGCUUGCUGAAUUUGGUGCUGAUGUUACGUUACUUGAAAGAGGGAAAGCUGUUGAGCAGUGGGGGCGUGAUAUUGGUGCUUUGGUAGUUCGAAGGAUGUUAGAAGGAGAAAGCAACUUUUGCUUUGGGGAGGGUGGUGCAGGUACUUGGAGCGACGGGAAGCUAGUUACUAGAAUUGGUAGAAACAGUAGUGCCGUUUUAGCUGUUUUGAAGACAUUGGUUCAAUUUGGCGCUCCAAAGAAAAUUUUGGUCGAUGGAAAGCCUCAUCUUGGAACUGAUAAAUUGGUUCCACUACUUCGAAACUUUCGGCGCCACCUACAAGAAUUGGGUGUUACAAUCAAGUUCGGGACGAGGGUUGAUGAUCUACUUGUAGAGGACGGAUACGUGGCGGGAGUCAAGGUCUCCGAUUCAAGUGACAGCCAACGGUCUAUCAGUCAGAAGUUGGGAUAUGACGCAGUUGUUUUAGCAGUUGGGCAUUCUGCUCGUGACACAUACGAAAUGCUUCUUUCUCAUAAUGUGAACCUUGUCCAAAAAGAUUUUGCGGUUGGUUUUCGUGUGGAGCACCUGCAAGAAUUAAUAAACACCGUACAGUAUUCGGAAUUAGCCAGCGAGAUUAAUAGCAGACAUGGGAGAGUUCCGGUUCCUGCAUCGGGACCAACCGGGCGUAGCUGUUACUCGUUUUGUAUGUGUCCUGGUGGCCAGGUCGUUCUCACAAGUACAAAUCCUUCAGAACUCUGUAUCAAUGGCAUGUCGUUUUCUGGAAGAUCAUCUAGGUGGGCAAAUGCUGCACUUGUGGUCACUGUCUCGCCAAAGGACUUUGCUGCUUUAAGUUUAAACGGACCCCUUGCUGGAGUCGAGUUUCAGAGAAUGUUUGAACGAAGGGCAGCUGUGAUGGGUGGGGGGAGUUUUGUUGUACCAGUGCAAACCGUGACUGAUUUUCUUGGCAACAAAGCAUCAGGUUGAGUUUUUUUCUAUCUUUUUUCAUCGCCAUGAGUUAAAGGAUAUCUUGUGCCACUAGUCUUCUUAAAUUGAUACUCUAUC
Ipomoea nil (Japanese morning glory) is the source of this 1299-nucleotide messenger RNA. RefSeq lists its product as uncharacterized. Lineage: Eukaryota; Viridiplantae; Streptophyta; Magnoliopsida; Solanales; Convolvulaceae. Bases 127 to 1221 code for a protein of 364 amino acids. The record is from RefSeq and is a predicted model, not a curated record. The transcript has 10 exons.